Molecule: messenger RNA, 2403 nt
Organism: Arabis nemorensis
Lineage: Eukaryota; Viridiplantae; Streptophyta; Magnoliopsida; Brassicales; Brassicaceae
Source: the annotation of a GenBank genome assembly
AUGAGUGAAGCUAGUUCCUAUUCGGGCACUCGAGUUUCAGGCUGUAUAACAUCAAUGGCAAUAUUUCUUGGUGGCAUCUCUCUUUCUUUUACAUUACUAAUUCACUCAUCAGUUCAUGCAACAACAUCAAUUUCUCAUGUUUACGUUGUAUAUUUAGGCGCUAACCGGCUAAACAAUGCUGCUUUAGCAUCAAAUCACCAGCUUCAUCUUCUCUCCAAAGUAUUUACAAGCAAAGUAGAUGCGGAAAGAUCGAUGUUGUACAGUUACAGCUAUGGCUUCUCAGGUUUCUCUGCAAAACUCAACUCAACACAAGCUGCUUCUUUAGCAAAAAUGGACCAGGUCAUAACGGUUUUCAAGAGCAAAAGCUUCAAGUUGCACACCACAAGGAGCUGGGAUUUCUUAGGUCUCACCGGCGACAAUGGUGGUCGUACUCCACCUCCGCCGCAGCUCGCCUAUGGCUCCGACGUCAUUGUUGGAAUCUUCGACACUGGGAUUUGGCCGGAGUCGAAGAGUUUCAGAGAAUCGGCGGAGGCGAAACCGAUACCUUCGUCGUGGAACGGAAAAUGCGUCGGAGGGGAAGAUUUCGACCCAUCCGUACAUUGCAAUCGCAAACUCAUCGGUGCUCGGUUUUACAUCAAAGGAUUCGAACAGACGUACGGCCCGAUCGACCGUACUCGAGAUCCAGAAUACCGAUCGCCGCGCGAUUAUCUCGGUCACGGCACACACACAGCUUCCAUCGCCGUCGGAUCCGUUGUCCACAACGUCUCCGGCUUCUCCGGUCUAGGACACGGCACCGCUCGCGGCGGAGCUCCAUCGGCGAGGCUAGCAGUGUUCAAGACUUGCUGGGGGAAGGAUCUGGAAGGCGUUUGCACUGAGGCCGAUAUCUUAGCAGCUUUCGACGACGCGGUUCACGACGGCGUCCACGUGAUCUCGGCGUCUUUCGGUUUAUCGCCGCCGUUAUAUCCGUUUUUCGAGUCGAGCGCAGACAUCGGUUCCUUUCACGCGGCGGAGAGAGGAAUCAGUGUUGUUUUCUCUGGCGGAAACGACGGGCCUGAUCCCGGCGUUGUUCAGAACGUCGCUCCUUGGGCAAUUUCCGUUGCAGCUUCCACAGUUGAUCGGAGUUUUCCCACCAGAAUUGUUAUCGACGGCAAUUUCACUCUCACGGGUCAGAGCUUGAUUUCUCAGGAGAUCACUGGUACAUUAGCUGCUGCAACAACGUAUUUCAAUGGAGGAGUUUGCAAAUGGGAGAACUGGUUGAAGAAUUUGGCCACUGACACAAUAAUUCUGUGCUUCUCUACUUUGGGUCCGGUUCAGUUCAUCGAAGAAGCACAAGCUGCUGCCAUAAGAGCAAACGCAUCCGCGUUAAUAUUUGCAGCCUCACCCACCAAACAGCUAGCCGAAGAAGUAGACAUGAUCCCAACUGUUCGUGUUGAUAUUCUUCAUGGGACAAGGAUCAGGAACUAUCUUGCUCAUUCGCCUACAGUGCCAGUGGCGAAAAUUGGACCGAGCAAAACUGUUAUUGGAGAGAUCACAGCACCUUCCGUUGCAUACUUCUCUUCAAGAGGACCUAGCUCACUAUCACCUGAUAUUCUCAAGCCAGAUAUUACAGCACCCGGUAUUGGGAUAUUAUCGGCAUGGCCUCCCAAAACUCCACCUACACUGUUACCAGGAGAUCACCGAUCUAUUGAGUGGAAUUUCCAGUCGGGAACAUCAAUGUCAUGUCCUCAUGUGGCUGGGGUUAUGGCGCUUCUCCAGUCAGCUCAUCCCGACUGGUCACCAGCUGCAAUCAGAAGCUCUAUCAUGACCACAGCGGAUAUGAGGGAUACGAGCAAUGACUUGAUCCUCUCUGGUGGAUCUAUGAAGUCCAUUGACCCAUUUGAUACCGGGGCCGGGCAUAUUAACCCUUUGAAAGCCAUGGACCCUGGCCUGGUUUACAGUACCAGAACAGAAGACUAUGUGCUCUUCUUGUGUAACAUUGGCUAUACAGACCAGCAAGUAAAAUCCAUGAUUCUCCCCUUUGAUUCUGUUACAUGUCUCCCGUCUCACUCAUAUCGAACCAAUGCAGAUUUAAACUAUCCAUCUAUUACCAUACCGAGCCUGAAAUUCACCAGAACCAUAAAACGUACUGUAAGCAAUGUUGGUACAAACAAAAACACGGUUUAUUUCGUGGACAUUAUUAAACCAGCGGGAGUAGAAGUUGCGAUCUGGCCGCGGAUUCUUGUGUUCUCGAGAUGCCAACAAGAACACUCAUAUUAUGUUACAUUCAAGCCCACCAAGAUUCACUCUGGUCGGUAUGUAUUUGGGGAUAUUAUAUGGACAGAUGGGAUUCAUCGAGUUAGAAGUCCGCUGGUUGUGUUCUUGAGCAACGGUGGUAUUUUGCAAGCAGUAAAGAAAAACAUGUAA